Molecule: messenger RNA, 1901 nt
Organism: Oreochromis niloticus (Nile tilapia)
Lineage: Eukaryota; Metazoa; Chordata; Actinopteri; Cichliformes; Cichlidae
Product: surfeit locus protein 4
Exons: 7
Coding region: 239-1228 (329 amino acids)
Biological process (GO): Golgi organization
Cellular component (GO): membrane; endoplasmic reticulum; endoplasmic reticulum-Golgi intermediate compartment
Source: RefSeq, a predicted model, not a curated record
CAAGAACCACCGACGUGGUGUUGGGGUCAGAUCUGAGCUGGGUUACACUUUCAUGUUCCGGUCCACGUGGCAUGCUGUACCCAGCCCGGCCGCAGGGGGCGCCCUCCCUGCUCAGCGCGGAGAAUUGUGGGUCGGAGGACACAGCAGCGGGGCAUCUUCAUCAUCACUGCGGGCCGGACCGGGACGUAAGCUGGCAGCUGUUUUUCCGCACUGAAGUGCAUGAUCAUCAGCGCCAGAGAUGGGACACGGAGACCUCAUGAGCCAGGCGGAGGAUGUGGCGGACCAGGUUCAGUCUGUUAGUACAGUGAGCUCACAGCAUGAUGUCACUAAAAAUGCUCCAGAAGGCUCCAACAGCACAAACACGAUGCAGAGGUCCAGUACAGGUGACCCUACCAGCUGCAGCCACCUGUGUCACCAUCCAGCUGUCAAUCAAAGAGGCCACGCCCCUAAUUAUUAUGAAUGGUUCCUGCGGGUGACCAAACACUACCUCCCCCACGUGGCCCGCCUCUGCCUGGUCAGCACCUUCCUCGAGGACGGCAUCAGGAUGUGGCUCCAGUGGAGCGAGCAGAGCGAGUACAUCGACUCCACCUGGAGCUGUGGCCUCUUCAUCGCCAACCUCUUUGUCCUCAUCAACCUGCUGGGACAGCUGGGCUGCUGCGUGUUGAUCCUCAGCAGGAACUUUGUUCAGCACGCCUGCGGCGCUCUGUUUGGGAUCAUCGCCCUGCAGAUGGUGGCUUACAGCAUCCUGUGGGACCUCAAGUUCCUCAUGAGGAACCUGGCGCUGGGCGGGGGCCUCCUCCUCCUCCUGGCGGAGUGCAGGGGGGAGGCGCGCAGCGUGUUCGCCGGAGUUCCUUCCCUCGGACAUCAGAGCUCGCCGAAGCACCUCCUGCAGCUGGGAGGUCGCGUCCUCCUCGUCCUCAUGUUCAUGACGCUGCUGCACUUUGACCUCAGCCUGCUCACCUUCCUGCAGAAUGUGGUGGGGACGGCGCUCAUGGUCCUGGUGGCGGUGGGCUUUAAGACGAAGCUGGCGGCGCUCACGCUGGUGGCGUGGCUGCUCUGCAUCAACUUCACCAUCAACGCCUUCUGGAGCGUGCCGUCCUACAAGCCCAUGCACGACUUCCUGAAGUACGACUUCUUCCAGACCACCUCGGUGAUCGGCGGCCUGCUGCUGGUGGUGGCGCUGGGGCCCGGGGGCGUCUCCAUGGACGAGAAGAAGAAGGAGUGGUGAGGAGGAGGAGGAGGAGGCGCGCCUUUGCCUCUUCUAUUAAUUUUAGUUUUUUACACUCUGAGCGACCAAUCAGAGCUCGUCUUUGUGUCACGUGAUGUUUGUCACACGCUGGCUGUGAUGUUUCACACUUUACUCAGAGUGAUUUUAGAGGAGGCAAGGGAGCGCCUCCACCUCCAUCCUGCUGCACCACCCAAUGACCACCACCCGCCUCCCCGAGGCACAGCUGCUGCGUUAUCCAAUCCAUGCUUUUGUAGGCAGUCUUUGCUGUUUUCAGCCUGUUCGAUGUGACGAUUUGGACACAACGACGUCACUCGUUAAUGUUUUUAGUAACGAGCUGGACAAACGACCGCCGGCGAACGCUCCGGGAUGUUUUCCUUAUUCAUGAAUCCGUUUGUAGGCGGAGACUGAAACGGGAGAAAAAUAGAAGCAGAAUCAUUUUGUGAGUGUUUGCAGCUCUGAGGCGAUAAACCCACCUGAGCAGGUGAGCGAUCACAGCUUUAGUACAGAGAGGGGAGGCUGUAGUGACCCGUGGUGUCCUGCAGGAGGCGCUGUUUCCUCACAGUGUGCUUCGUCUCCUCUCUGUACGACGUCCUCAGCCUGUUUGUGUCUGUGUGAGUCUGAACUCUUUUUCUAUCGUGUUUUUGUAGGAGUUUAAUAAAUCGUGCAGCAUUAA